CCAAAUUUGGGGACGGGUGGCUUUCUUUUGCGUGCUGGACAUUUGGUUUUGUGUGGAUUGGAGCCAGAUAUUUUGUUAAUUGCAAGUGGUUAUUACAGACGUUCUUCACCUACUCAGUACCACACUGUCCGACAAGCAUAGCCUACAAACUAAUGAUAUUCCCUAUUGACGUGGUCCCUGUCUUCUGUGGAACAGUCUUCACUACCCUCUCUAACACAUAUGUGAUAAGUGAGCUGGCUAAGUCGUACAGGACCCCUAUUCCCUCCCAACAAACAAGAGACACCUUCUGUAAAACUACUCUUCUAAUAGUUCUACUUACCUCCCUCUUCCUAUUGUGUUAUAUCCCAACUCUAGUCUUCUAUUUCCUGAACAGUUUAGAAACUUUAACUGAUUCCAAACUCUCGUUCAUUAGCAGUAUCCCCGGCCAGAAAUCGUUCAUCACCUUGUUUUCGAUCAAGUUCCUUAUCCCGACCCUGUACCCGGCACUAGGGCCAGCCCUGCAAUUCUGUGGAACGUACCGGCAGAGAGAGCGACAACGUCGAGCCACGUCAUUCUUCAUCAAGAUGAGGCCCAGCCGAUUAAACAGUACGUUUGCCAUGUGGAGGAGAGCCACUAGAUCCACCCAGGUGAUGGGCCAGUCCCUGACUAUGCCUGACGACCAGCAGAACAGUCCUCAGUUCACUCACACCCCCCUCUGAGAGCAGAGAGGCUCUGAGAUCCACUCAUCCACUGCUCAGUUUAAUUUCAGAGUGAGGAGAAUGGUACAAUAUGUGUCAUAUUAUGAAACUGGAACAGUGGUUUUCUGCUGGAGUGUAGCCAUGCUGGAAUAUGGGCUGUGUAAUCGAAAGAGAGUACAUCGGUGGAUCGACCAUUUGAGUGAAAUUAGAACAACUAGAAACUGACGGACUAUUUGGUUGAAAUAGGAUUAGAAAUGAAUAUGUAUUUGAAGUUUGAGAAUGAGGAGCACCAUGCCAGAAACACAAUGUGUUGUAGCGUGUGUAAAAGAAUGAGAGGAAGACAGUUUCUACGGCUAUACAUGAGAUUUGUCUUGAGCACUUGCGGGACUUAUAUUUAUUAUGAAGAGUGAGAGUACGAGGAGACUGGUUGAUCCUAGAAACUGAUGGAAAAUCCCGCGUACAAAAAAACCCUUAAUAUCGAGCUCAUCUUUCAACCGACUUAUUUGUAAAUCUAAUUUUAUCCUUCUCAUGACUUUAUCCAGUCUCAAACCAAUACAAUUAGUAACUGGAUGAGUUCGAUACUUCUAUGACACUUUGGGGUGUAAGUAUAAAGUAGUGAAUAUUAUAGAUUGUAGUCUUUGCAGAUUUUAAGAAAGUAAGUUGUGGAAUGUAAAUGAAAAUGAACAUUUUAUGACCCUGAUGAUUUCAUUCUAUAAUGUCAAUCAACAAACUAUUGAAUAAUGUAUUAACAUUGUAAAAUGAUUGGUUGAUAAAUUUUAGCUUCCUCAACUAUACAAUUGACUGUUAUCCUAAAUAUAUUUAUUAUUUGUAUUUAAUUAUUGUAUUAAAAAGGGGAAAGGCCAUCUGAUCUCGCGCUCAAUCAAUGGCUAGAUGUCAAUGUCAAUGGCUAGACUGUAUUUAUGAUACAUUUAUGUACAUCUUAAGAACA
Bolinopsis microptera is the source of this 1626-nucleotide messenger RNA. RefSeq lists its product as uncharacterized. Lineage: Eukaryota; Metazoa; Ctenophora; Tentaculata; Lobata; Bolinopsidae. Gene Ontology annotation, cellular component: membrane. The transcript is spliced from 5 exons. Bases 153 to 698 code for a protein of 181 amino acids. The record is from RefSeq and is a predicted model, not a curated record.